AUGGAGGGCUGCCUCUUUGGCAUAGCAAAUAACGAAGUCCAAAGUUUGGUGAAUCUGGUAAAAAAUGAAGCUCAAUAUUUCUGUUGUUUCAACAAUUAUGUUGAAAAUUUUGAUCAAAAAAAGAAAAUACUAGCAGCAAAGUAUCAGGAUGUGAAGAGAGAGUUUCAGAAAGGCAAAGGAGUCUUCAGUUUUAAGUCUGAAGCGCAGCAAUGGGUAGAUGAAGCAGAUGAUAUCAUCCAUAUAGACAGUAAAAUAAAGAAGAGAUUUCUUGGUGGCCGUUGUCCUAAUUGCUGGUGGCAGUACCGAAGAGGCAAGGAGUUAGCAAAGGAGACUCAGCAUAUUGAAGCUCUACUAGGAAGAUGUGAGUCCAAUAUAAUAGCUGGUCGAGCAAAUAUACCGGACAUAAAACACCUUCCUUUACAAGAUUUUCUUCGUUUUAACAGCAGAGAGUCAAUGUUCCAAGAUCUGUUGAAGGCAUUACAAGAUAAUAAUUGCAAUAUGAUUGGAUUGCAAGGGAUAGGGGGAGCGGGCAAAACUUCAAUGGCAAAAGAAGUGGCUCAUAAGCUAAAAGAAUCUAACUUGAUUGACAAAUUCAUCUUUCUCGUUGUCUCCAAGCCUCCUGAUUUCAAAAAGACUCGUGGCGAACUUGCAAAAGGUUUAGAUUUGAAUUUAGAGAAAGAGAAGGAAGAAGAACUCUCAAAUACAAUAUGUUCCAGAAUCACUGAAAUAGGCAAAAAGUUACUUAUAAUACUAGAUGAUGUAUGGGAAAAGUUUGAUUUGAGAGAAAACUUGGGGAUUCCAUCUGACCACAAGGGCUGUACUUUAUUGAUAACCACACGUAGUUCAAAUGUUUGUAUGGAAAUGGAAUGCCGAAUGAUUGAACUACAGAUGUUAAACAAGAAAGAGGCAUUGAAACUUUUUGAAGCACAUGCCAAAUUAAAUAAUUCCCCUCGUGGUUUGAAAGGUAUGCCAGAAAAAAUUGUGGAGCAUUGUGGAGGCAUACCAGUUGUAAUUGUAGCAAUAGCUAGAGCAUUAAAAAACAAACCAGCAACAAUUUGGAAGGAUGCUUUGAAAACCUUGGAAGAUCGUGCUGUUGAUCAGCAUUUGGAAGGGGCUUAUAAAUGCUUGAAGUUAAGCUACGAUAACUUGAAAAAUCAAAAGUCCAAAGAGCUUUUUCUUAUAUCUUCUUUGUUCCCAGAAGAUUACCAAGUUCCUAUACAAGUUUUAACCAAAAUUGGUAUCGGGUUGGGUUCUUUUGAGGAAAAUGAUAGAUACCAUUUAGCAAGAAGCAAAGUGUAUGAAGCUAUAAUGGAACUCAUGGAUUUCUCUUUAUUGUUGCAUGGAGGGGAUGAAUGUGUAGAGAUGCAUGAUUCAAUUCGUGAAGUGGCUUUGUGGAUAGGAGAUAGAGAUAUUCAAUCUCUCAUAGAUUUGAAAAUGCCUAUGAAAGAGAGCUUGAGAUAUUUGCUUUGGAAGAAUGAUGACUUUACGACUAACUUUGACGGAAGUAAAUUGGAGGUUCUAUUAAUAUUUUUAGAUGGUUCAAAGGAGUUCAAGGUCUCGGGUGCAUUCUUUAAAGAGAUGAUGAGGCUCAAAGUUUUGGUUUUAUUUAGAACUUAUUAUUACGAAAGAACUCCAGCUCUAUUGUGGAUGAAUUCACUCCAAUCAUUGAAGGACAUUCGAACACUCGUUCUCAAGAAUUUGGAUUUAGGUGACAUCUCUAUCUUCGGAAACUUGUUGAGUCUUGGGACUAUUUGGUUUGAUGAUUGUUCAAUCAAUGAAUUACCAAGUGAAUUUUUGAAACUAAACAAGUUGAGAUCAUUGGAGGUAGAGAGAUGUGAAAUUGAAAAGAAUAAUCCUUUUGAAGUGAUGGAGAGAUGCUCACAGCUAGAAGAGUUAAAAUUUGUUAAUAAUAGGUGUGACAAUGAAGAAAAAGAUGCAAUUUCUCAAAAUGGAUAUCCUCUUACAUUACACAGAUAUUGUAUAUCUUCUUGGGACCUUUCAGUUUAUCUUGAGAAGUAUGACUUCGUGUCGAGAUGCCUUCAAAUGGAUGAUCAAUUAAGUCAUUUAGUCUCAGAGGCAACAUUUAAGCAACUUGCCAGAGGAGCUGAACUUCUUAUCUUGGAAGGAGAGGAUGCGCAAAGAAUAUGGAAAAAUCUUAUCCUUGAUAUUGUUGCAACAGCUGAUCGAGAAUUGAUGAAUGAUUUGAUUGUUCUUCAUUUGAGUUCGUGUCCUACCAUGGAGUGCCUCAUAGAUUCUAAAGAUCAUGAUUAUUCUGAUGUGGCUGCUUUCCGUAAUCUGGUUGAACUACAUCUCUCUAAAGUAGGUGUUGAAGAUUUAUGUCGGGAUCCUCCACCAUCUGGGUUUUUGGAGCAAUUAGAGAUUAUGAAGUUGAAUGAGUGUCUUAGACUGAAGAGCAUAUUAUCUAAUGGCAACUACAACUUAUGUCAUCUUAAGUCCAUGAAACUGGAAGAUUGUCCAAUGUUGGCGUCAGUUUUCCAACUCUCCACUGCACGAAGUCUGAUGAAGUUGGAAAAAUUAACAAUUAGGAACUGUAGUGCAUUGAAAUGCAUUAUAGUGAGUGAAGACAGUGGUAGUAACCAAAAAAGUUACCAUGACUCAUUAUUCCCAACAUUGAAAAAACUUCAAAUUGAAUUUUGCAGCAAAUUAAGAAUAAUAUUGCCAAUCCUAUUCGCUGGAGGUCUUUCAUCUUUGGAAAUGUUGAGUAUAUAUGAAUGUGAGCAGCUGGAAUACAUAUUUGAUAAGUUUGAAGAGGGCGAAGAUGCUAUGCUCCCCUCACUGGAAGAGCUGGAACUUUCUGGGGUACCAAGUUUCAUUGGAAUGUGCAAAGAACAUCACCAACUCGUGAGUUCAUCAAUGCAGAAGCCAUCAUCUCCACAUUCAAGACAUAAUUGUUCCAACAACAUGAAUCAAAGUCCUGCCAGACGUGCUUUCUCCUGGGUUCAAGCAUGUUGUUCUCUCAAUAAAUCGAGGCCCGCCAGUGAAGACACCAAAAUUACUGUUUCUGAACAAAGACAGCAUGACCACACAAUCCCACUGGUUGAUAUUAGCAUUUGUUACCAAAAACGACCUUGA
This is a messenger RNA of Neltuma alba, 3093 nucleotides long. Its product is annotated as disease resistance protein SUMM2-like. The record is from RefSeq and is a predicted model, not a curated record. The coding region runs from base 1 to 3093 and encodes 1030 amino acids. The transcript is spliced from 2 exons. Lineage: Eukaryota; Viridiplantae; Streptophyta; Magnoliopsida; Fabales; Fabaceae. Gene Ontology annotation, molecular function: ADP binding.